CAGCUCGGCCCACCCAGCAUCAGGCGGCCGGCUCUGAGCCUGGCACAGGGGUCAUCCCCUAGGAUGCCCGGAAAGGAUGUCCAGAGACUGCUCUGUCAGUCGCCCCCACCCCCAACAGUCUUCAGUCCAGUGACCUUCAUGCCCUCCUGAAGCCUGCAGAAUCCAACCGCAGCCGUCCAUGAGGUGCUGCUCUUCAAUCUCAGCUCCACUUCAGGCACAGAUACUUUCCCAGGAUCCACAGGGCGCCAGGAAUGUGGAGCAGAGAGCAGAGAGGUCCCCAGGGGCCAGGCGGUAAGGACCCUCACCCCGCCUCCCCCAUUCUCUCUGCUCCCUGCUUCUGGUGUGGACCUCAGGCCACUCCCUGCCCUUCCUGGGCCUCUGGGCCUCAGCUUGUCCUCUGCAAAAUGGGCAGGCUCGCCUCUGGCCUACUUAUCACACAGGUCCCAUGGGAGCAAGCAAACAGCCUGUGCUGUAUUGAGCAGGAGACACUGGGUUCUCAGACUGGGCUCCAAACUUCCCCAUCCUACAUUCCACGGACAGAUGUUCCCUAUAGCUAGGGUGAAGGAAGAUCCCGGAAGGAGAGGUUAUGAAAAUGUGGGCGAUGUAAAGGUUCCUGUGACAAUGGGACCAUUUCAAGACUGAAUGUUAAUGUGUGACAGUGGGAUUUGCAGUGUGGACAGGUGACUGUGUGACUGGCUGUGGGGUUGGGAAGGGUCACACAUGAAACACACUUAAGCUGGGAGUGGUGACCCCCAGGUAUAAGCUAAGCUUUUGGGAAGUGAGGCAGGAAGAAUCCUCCCAGUGAGAAGCUGACAACAUGGUUCAUUGGUAGAGCUCCUGCCUAGAAUUCCCCAGUGAGGGGCUGGGAGAAUGGUGCACCUUUAGAGUGCUUGCCUACCAUGUGCAAGAACCAGGGUUCUAUUCCAACACCAAAAUAGGGUGAUGAGUUCAAGGCUAGCCUGGGCCAAAUGGAGAUAUUAACGGACCAGGUAGUUCAGUGGUUAAAGGUGUCUACUGUCAAUCCUGAAGACCUAAACUCCAUCCCUGGAAUCUAUGUAGAAUGUGGUUUGUGAGUGUAGACAGAACAUGGUAUGGUUGUCUGCCCAGACAGAGCUGGAUGUGACAAUGAGAGAGCGUACAUUUUGAUGCCUUCUGAGGAGUUUAUGUUGUUAGACAUGCUAUAGACUCUGGGAGACUGCGAUGUAUUUCACAAGGAACAGUGUUUUCGGAUGUGGCUGCCUGUCACCUGUGUGUGUUUCAGCUUGGGCUGUGAGAGGAAUGAAUGGUCGUCUGUAUUGCCUCACAGUCAGGCACAUUUAUGUCCUGGACACUCACUGAAGCCCUGCUCCAUAUGUCCAGUCCUCCUGAGGGACACAGAGCAGUUGCUAUCGAGAGUGGGUGUGUGCACCACUGACAGUGCUGCCAAACGUGGAGCCAGAUGUGGUCACCUCAUGUGCCUGUGCAAUUGAAAUCUGAAGCUUAGCACUGAGAAAGCCGAGGCAGAAGGAUCCAAGCUUGGAGCCUACCUCGGUUAUAGAGUGUGACUCUGUUUUGUUAAAAAACAAAACAAAACCAACAACAACAAAAAAAAAAACCACAGAGGAAAUAGGGCUGGAGAAAUGGCAAUUAAGAGCACUUCAGGAGCUGGAGAGAUGGCUCAGCGGUUAAGAGCACUGACUGCUCUUCCAGAGGUCCUGAGUUCAAAUCCCAGCAACCACAUGGUGGCUCACAACCAUCUGUAAUAAAUCUGAUGCCCUCUUCUGGUAUGUAUGAAGAUACCUAUAGUAUACUCAUAUAAAUAAAAUAAAUAAAAUCUUUAAAAAAAGAAUUAAAUUCUUAAAAAAAAAAAAGAGCACUUCAGGAGGACCCAGGAUUCAGUUCUCAGCACCCAUGGGGAAGCUCACAACCAUGGGUACCUCCAGUUCCAGGGGAUCCAGUGCCCUCUACUGGCCUCCUCAGGUACUGCAUGAAUGUGUGCACAGGCCUCCAUGCAUGCAAAAAACCAUUCACACACGUACAAUUAAAACAAAGAAAGGCAAGUCAGAGAUUGGAGCAACGGUUCACUUGGUAAAGUGCUUGUUAUGCAGCUAGUUAAGCCGAGUAGUGUGCACUUGUAAUCCCAGUGCUGGGGAGGCAGAUCUCUGCAUUCAAGGGCAGUCAGGUUUAUACAGUGAGUUCCAGGACAGACAGAGUACACAGAAAACUCUUGCUUGAAAGACCAAACCAAAGAAGUAGACGGCACUCAAGAAUCACACGAGAAGUUGUCCUCCGGUCCUUACACGCACGCACACACGUACAUGUACACACAUGUACAUACACCAACCAACGAUAACAGAAAGACAGUGGUAUUAGGACUAUGGGCCGUGUUUGCAUGUAUGUGAAGUGUGUCCACAUCCCCGGGCACACAGCCGCGUGUCCCUGCCGGUGAUUGGGAAGCUGUGGGUGAAGGACUGGCUCUCUCAGCAUGGUCCCAGUUGUAUAGCUAUGAAUGAAUUUGUUACUCACGGAGUCUCACUCUGUGAGUGUCUGACGCUCUCUUGCUUAGCGCUUGAGAUCCUGUGUGAGGCAGCGUGAGAGGCAGUGUAAGUGGCUGGAUAGCAUAAUGUGUUUUGUGGCCUGGGGGAGGGGGGACCAUAACUGUGUGGCUGCUCCCUCUACGUGACACAGAGUGGCUGUGAUAAACGUGCCUGCUCCACAGUUCCCACUCUUCCCCAGAGCUCCCCCCUCCUGUUCUCUGUUCCGCCCUGGCCCCGCCUCCUCCCAACACCCCAGGCUGCCAGCGCCUGUCACCUCUUCCAGAGCUCUCUGGCAGGCGAGGCAGGGCAGCUGUUUCAGUGGAGAUUGCGAGCAGGACUCGGUACAGGUGAGCACUGACUUGGGCUGAAGCUCAAGAGUUGGUUCUGCCCGGGGACCCUCCAGCCCAACUGCCUCGAGUGGCCAGAGUCUCCAAUCACCUUUCAAGGAUGCCCCUGCGGCUGUUGCUUCUGCUGCUGUGGCUCUGGGGAUUGUCACUCCAGAGGGCGGAGACAGAUUCUGAGGGGCAGACGACGGGAGAGCUGUACCAGCGCUGGGAGCGUUACGGCUGGGAAUGCCAAAACACCUUGGAGGCCACAGAACCUCCCUCAGGCCUGGCCUGUAAUGGUUCCUUCGAUAUGUAUGCCUGCUGGAACUACACGGCUGCCAACACCACUGCCCGGGUGUCCUGCCCCUGGUAUCUGCCCUGGUACCGCCAGGUGGCUGCAGGCUUCGUCUUCCGCCAGUGUGGUAGUGAUGGCCAAUGGGGAUCUUGGAGAGACCACACUCAAUGUGAGAAUCCAGAGAAGAAUGGGGCCUUUCAGGACCAGAAGCUGAUCUUGGAGCGCCUGCAGGUCGUGUAUACAGUCGGCUACUCCCUGUCCCUGGCCACUCUGCUGCUAGCCCUACUCAUUUUAAGUUUGUUCAGGCGGCUUCACUGCACUCGUAAUUACAUUCACAUGAACCUGUUCACGUCUUUCAUGCUGCGAGCAGGGGCCAUCCUCACCCGAGACCAGCUGCUGCCUCCACUGGGUCCCUACACGGGAAACCAGACCCCUACCCUGUGGAACCAGGCCCUAGCUGCCUGCCGCACAGCCCAGAUCUUGACCCAGUACUGUGUGGGAGCCAAUUACACCUGGCUGCUGGUGGAGGGUGUGUAUCUGCACCAUCUGCUGGUGGUUGUGAGACGCUCAGAAAAGGGCCACUUCCGCUGCUACCUGCUUCUUGGCUGGGGGGCCCCCGCGCUUUUCGUCAUCCCCUGGGUGAUCGUCAGGUACCUGUACGAGAACACGCAGUGCUGGGAGCGCAACGAAGUCAAAGCCAUUUGGUGGAUCAUUCGCACCCCCAUCCUAAUAACCAUCUUGAUCAAUUUCCUCAUCUUUAUCCGCAUCCUUGGCAUCCUUGUUUCAAAGCUGAGGACUCGACAGAUGCGCUGUCCCGACUACCGACUAAGGCUGGCUCGCUCCACGCUGACACUGAUGCCCCUGCUGGGUGUCCACGAGGUGGUAUUUGCUCCCGUGACCGAGGAACAGGCUGAAGGCUCCCUGCGCUUUGCCAAACUGGCCUUUGAAAUCUUCUUAAGUUCCUUCCAGGGUUUCCUCGUGAGUGUGCUCUACUGCUUCAUCAACAAAGAGGUACAGUCGGAGAUCCGCCGUCUGCGUCUCAGCCUUCAGGAACAGUGUCCACGUCCGCACCUGGGGCAGGCCCCCCGGGCGGUGCCUUUGAGCUCUGCACCCCAGGAAGCUGCCAUCCGCAAUGCCUUGCCCUCUGGGAUGCUGCAUGUGCCUGGAGAUGAGGUCUUGGAAAGUUACUGCUAGGACAACCGACUGGGAGGCCACUUGCGAAGACAUGAUGGGACAUGUUUGGGAGAGUGGAGACAGCUUGAAGAGUUGGAGGAUAAGAUUCCAGGCAGACGGAACAGCACAGGAAAAGGUCCUGGGAACAGGAAGAAUGGAGAAAGACUUCCAUGGUCCCACUGGAAAAAGCCAGGGCCUGCAGAUGGGGAAGGAGUGGGCAGGGGGUGCAGAAACUGGAAUUUCACCGCAGGCUCACUGAAGAUUUUAUUUUUACUUUUACGUGUACAAUUGCUUUGCCUGUGUGUACGGAUGGAUACCACAUGCAUACAGUGUUUGCAUAUGCCAGAGGACAGAAGAUCUCUGGGACCGAAUGCUUGUCAGCCUUUAUGUAGAUGAAGUGAACACAACUCCAUCUCUCCAGUCCCACACAGAUUUUAGCAGCAGUGUCUCCUGGGCUGUUUCCAUGGCUCUCUGUUCUAGGGACUAGGGGCAGUGAGUUGGGAGCCCAGUGAGAGGAAUGCAGGUGGCUGGACCAGAAUGGAGGCCACAGAGAGGUGGGAAGGAUUUGCUGAGGGGUCCCAGGAGAGGGAUCAAAGGAGACAGUCAAGACAAAAGGAGAGCAAUCAAAAGUCAAAAGGCUCUGUGGUGUGGGAGGCUCUGCCUGUGCCAGGCUGUGAGAGAUGAGCAGCAGGACCUGGAGCUGUAGGUGGUGAGAGCUGGCAGCCAAGCAAGAGGAUCCUGUGGUCAGUGGAGGUAGCCAGAUCUUCCCACCUCCCAGAGAGGGUUGGGGAUGAAGCCUCAUUGUGACUGGUCCACCUGUGGAUGGAUGGACACACAGACACACACACACACACACACAGAGGCCUCCUUUAUCAGUACUGGGUGCUGUGUUUCCCCAGGGUUCCCAGAAAGAUGUGUCUCCUAGCUGACCCCGCACUCAACACUUCAGGGCUUUGCCUUCUGGAGUGGAGACUCUAGUAAAUUAAGCUUCUUUAUGGGGUGGGAGGCUAGGCUAGAAAGGGAGAUGACUAGGGUGUGUGUGAGGUAGUCUGCCAUAGAUCAAUGAGGCUCAUUUGGAGCCAUAUGUUGGCACAAAAAACCAUGGACACCACAUUGCUACUGUACCCUCCCCUAAGAUAACCUUUAUUGAGAACUAAGACAUAUGUACAAAUUAAAGUUGUGUGUGUGAA
Molecule: messenger RNA, 5500 nt
Organism: Rattus norvegicus (Norway rat)
Lineage: Eukaryota; Metazoa; Chordata; Mammalia; Rodentia; Muridae
Source: RefSeq, a predicted model, not a curated record